Messenger RNA from Gymnodraco acuticeps, 6009 nucleotides. Its product is annotated as centrosomal protein of 164 kDa-like. The record is from RefSeq and is a predicted model, not a curated record. The coding region runs from base 943 to 5031 and encodes 1362 amino acids. The transcript has 25 exons. Lineage: Eukaryota; Metazoa; Chordata; Actinopteri; Perciformes; Bathydraconidae. Gene Ontology annotation, molecular function: protein binding.
CCCCCGAGUGGAAGCCUUGCCAGGACGUGACGGGGGACAUCUACUAUUUCAACUUCUCCUCGGGACAGUCCACGUGGGACCACCCCUGCGACGAGCACUACCGCCGCUUGGUGGCCCAGGAGCGCGAGCGCGCCCAGCUUACGACCGCCACAGGAGGUGGAGGCGCGAAGAAGGACAAGAAGAAGAAGAAAGAAAAGAAGGAGAAGAAAGAGAAAAAAAAGAAGGAGCCGCUCAAGACUCCUGGAGCGAGUGAUAUUUUCCCACAGAUUUCAUUUUGUUGUUGUUGUUUUGUCCUUUAAUCCACCAUAUGAAUGUUUUGUUGCUUAGAGACCUCACCCUCACACCUCGUAAGCUAUUUAAAUGAGUAAAUAAGCAAAAAGAUGACCAUCAACAUUUUCUGUUUGACUUGAUUGCUAAAUUCUCUGUAAUGAUGCGUUUGUGUACACUGUGUAAAACAUCAUCAUUAACAUAGAACCAUGAAAAGCUGUUUUUAAAAUGCCCAAUCUAAAUGGAAUUCAGUAUCUGUGUCUUUAGUGAUUGAAAAUGUUAGGUCAGGUUGCUCAGUUCUCUUACGGUGUCUUUUUGUCCCACAGGCGCUGAGUUCCUCUCUGGGACGCCUACCGUCCCCUCUGGGCAGCCUGGCUCCUCUCAGAGGUCUAGACGCCCCCGGCCCGGCCCCCCUGUCUGGCUCUGCUCCCGCUCUCCGGCGCACCCUCGGGAGCUCCGGGGGACUGGAGCCGCUAAAGACAUCGCUUGGGAGCCUUCAGGGCAGUGGAGCCUCAAGUGUUUUGGGCAACAGGAAGGAGGAGCGAGUGUCGCUCACUCUGCCUGGCUUUGAUGAUGAUGAAGAUGAUGAUGACAAUGAGGAUGGGAAAAUCUCAGAAAACGAGCCAAGUCCUCGUGGUUCAGACCGGUUAUUGAAGAACCUUCACCUGGACCUGGAUGCACUCGGAGGAGGCCUUCAGUAUGAGUGAAGCCAGUGGCGGAGCUCCAGCUGAGGAGAGGACAGAGCCAGAGUUGCAGGACUUGGCUCUAUCAGGAGACCACAGUCCUGAACCACCAUCCCAACAGGAGUCUCUGAGGGGCCGCCACCUCCACCUGUCCUCACUGAGGGGCAGCAGAAACCACGUCAGUGAGGAGGUGGCCCGUCCUGAACCCUCUGCUGAACAGGAAAUAGAAAAAGAGUUAACUGAGGUGGUGGAGGAGGAGGAGGAGGAGAAGGAGGAUGUUCAGGUAGAAAAGGGAGAGGAUGAAGCAGGAGGGGAAGCAGAGGAGGGAGGGACGGAGGAGAGAGGAGAUAAGGAAGAUAGGGAUGAGGAAAAAGUCAAAGAAGAGGUGGAUGAGAUGCAGGAUGAGCAGGGAGGAAGUAAAAGGUCUAUAGAAAGCAAGAAAGAAUUGGAUGAGGAAGAGAGCGACGAGAUAGAAGUGGAAUGCUGCGAAGGCGGUGAUGAAGAGUCCGAAAACAUUGAACACAGUAAACAGCAGGAGAGCAAUGAAAGAGAGGAAAGGGUCAGUGAUAAGGACUGUUGUGCUGAAGGGGAGGGUUUAAAUAAAGAGAAAGAAGAGGCGAAGGAAGAGGUGCAAGCAGAAGAAGAAGAUAAAUAUGAAUUUGAGGACGGUAGCGAUGAAGAUUUGGAGAAAUCUUCCAAAAGUGGUCAAGAUGUUGGAAGUGAAAAGGAGGAAAAAGAGGGGGAUGAGCUUGAGAAAAGCGUAGAUAUCGAAGAAGGGCAGGAGGAGAGCGAGGAGGAGAUAGAUGGGAAAAGGGAGGAGGAGGAGGAGGGUGAGAACGAUGAAGCUUUGGAGAGAUGCUCCCUGAGCCAGAGGAACGUGACAGAGAGCGACGAGGUGCUAGAGAGAUGUGGACAGAGUGUAGGAGAAACAGAGGGGGAGGAAGAGGGGGAGGAAGAUGGGGAGGAAGAGGACGUAUCAGAGGUCCAAAAGCCCCAAACUUCAUCGGAGAGUGAGGAGGAAGUCGUGGAGGUGUUUGAGACCGGAACGGCUCUGAGUGAUCGUAAAGCGCUUGACCAAAAGAGAAAAACUCUCAGUGGCAAGACGGACAAUGGGACAAAAAGAUCCCUCAUUCCUGCAGAGGAGUCUGAAGCCAGUGAGAACGUUGAGGAGGCUUCAUCCUCCAUAGAUGUCAAGCUUUCCGAAAAGAUUCUGGACCUGUCCGGCACUGUCAGUUCUCUGGAGAGGGAGGAGACAAAAGAGGAAGAGAAGAAAGAAGGAGGAACAAAGACAAAGAAGGCAGAGGUUGCAAAGAGGAUUUUGCAGGAUUCUAGCAAAGACAACCCUUCAGCGUCUAAAGUGGACCGACUCGUCCUCCACCAGUCCAGCCCCUCCCUCUCAAAUUCUUCUCUUUCGGAGCAAGGCGUCGGGCUACAUCCAAAAACGGAAAGCCUCGGCACCUCUUUGGUCAUACAAAGGCCGGAAACCUCCAGAGGCCGGCUGUCCCGCACCUCCAACACCCAACUAGACGAUGAUGAAGCCUUCUUCAAAAUCCAAAAGAGCCCAAGGGAAGAGGAGCCAAGCUGGAGAGUCAGAAGAGACAGAGAGAAGAAAGACAGGGAGAAUGAGGAGGAGGAGGAGAGAAGGAGAGAGGAAAGGAGCCUGAAAGAGAGGAAGGAGGAGAGGGAGAGGUCUAAGGCUGACAUAGAGGUGGGGGAGGAGAGGGAGAAGAGAAUGCUUCUCCUUCAGGAGGAGCUGAGGAGAGAAGAGGAGGAGGAGGAGAGAAGGAGAGAGGAAAGGAGCCUGAAAGAAAGGAAGGAGGAGAGGGAGAGGACUAAGGCUGAGAUAGAGGUGACGAAGGAGAAGGAGAAGAGAAUGCUUCUCCUUCAGGAGGAGCUGAGGAGAGACGAGGAGGAGGAGAGAAGGAGAGAGGAAAGGAGCCUGAAAGAGAGGAAGGAGGAGAGGACUAAGGGUGAUGUAGAGGUGGGGGAGGAGAGGGAGAAGAGAAUGCUUCUCCUUCAGGAGGAGCUGAGGAGAGAAGAGGAGGAGGAGGAGAGGAAGCUGAAGGAGGAGAGUGAGAAGAGACUAAGUGCUCUGCGGCAGCGCCUCCUGUCCAAGAGGAGAGAGGAGGAGGCCACGCUGAACCAGGAGUCUGAGAGGACGCCGGAGGAGAUCAGAGAGUCGGCCAAGGAGGAGAGGGAGAGACAGCAACGCAAACUCAGGGAGGAGAGCGCGGCCAUGCUGAAGGAGUUACACAUCACUCUGGAGGAGGAGCGAGGAGUGGAGCGCGACAGACUGGAGGCGCAGAGGAGGCGGGACAUCGAACGUCUCCAGGAAGAGUCUGAAGAGGAGCUGCAGGCGGAGAAAAGGAGACUCCAGGGAGAGAGGGAGGAGAAACUGACCUCUCUGAAACACGAGGUUAAAAUCACAGAGCGGAGGAGGGAGCUCAUGAGUCCACGUCCUGAACUGCAACUGGCAGAGUACCACAGAGAGCUAGGUGAUGUUCUCCAGGAAGUGCGGGAGGAAGUGCAGCGUGAUCACGAGAGGAAGCUGGAGCAGCUGAGGGAGGACCACAGGAGAGAGAUGAACUGCAUCCGAGAGAAAUACAUGGAUGAGGAGACGGCGCAGAGGGCGCGCUUACUUUCUUCACUGCAGGAAGACCGAGAGCAGCUCCAGGCCUCGCACGCUGUCCAACUGGAGAAACUCCGCUUGCAGCUCAACACACAGAUUCAGAAGACACAGCUGACACACUCGCGCAAGGAGUCAGAACUGGAGGAUCUGACAGAUAAGAUGGAGCUGAGAGCCAAAGAACUGAAGAGCCAGGAGGCCAUGCUGCAGAACAAGGCAGCAGAUCUGAAGAGGAGGAGGAGGAAACUUGGGGAGGAAGAAGAGGAAGUGGACAGGCAGAUAGAGACCUUACCCCGGCUGAUGCAGGAGAGAGAGCAGCUGACGGAGGAGCUGGAGAGGAUGAGAGAGGAGAGGCAUAAAGCCAGAGAACUCCUCCAGAGAGCCAGGGAGGAGAAGAGUGAGGCCAAGCAGGGGGAGGAGAGGCUGAGGGAGGAGGGGGAGAGAGCCAGGGAGGAGAGCAGGAGGAGCAAGGAGGACAAGGGGCGACUGGAGAGCAAGGUGGCGCUGCUGCAGGAGAGAUGCGACCGUCUCACUCGCAGAGCCAGUGAGCUGGAACCAGGCGAAGGAGUGAGUGCCUACCCGAGAGCAGAGGCUAAACGGGACAAGAAGAAGGCAGAGAGAUCUGAGGUCACAGCGCCCCCCAGUGACAGGAGAGACUCCCCGCUGCAUGUAGAAGACCUGGACGACCCCCCCCUCUCCCCUGUCCCCGACAGCACCAGCAGCGUGGACGAUGUUCGACGCUACAUCUCCUCACAUGGCGCAUCCAUCCAAAAAACCAAACAGUUCCUGGAUAGGGAGAGCAGCCGGCUGAUGGAGAGACAGGCAGCUCUGCGGGCGGCCCAGAACGGCUCCUCCCAGGACCCCAACCAGGGAGGAGGGGUGACUGAGGAGAUGAUAAGAAACCUACAGCAGGAGAGCAGGAAUGUUCUGGAACUGCAGCGGACGGUUCAGAGGGGGAACUCUCUGCUGCGGAGGAAAGAGGAGCAGCUCCAGCAGCUGGAGGGCUCUCUGGCUGAAGAGCCGCUGUUUGAGGAUCUGUCUCGGCUGGCAGGAGAGAGGAAGGUGACCUUUGAUGUGACUGACUCUGACCUCAGCAGCACGUUGGACCCCCCGGACGGACCAGGAGGUCAUCCUAAUGUCCCGGACAAAGUGCAGGAGUUAGCAGAGUCCCUGCAGCAGAUCUCAGGCCAGCUCAACAGCGUGCUGGGUGCGCUGGGUUCACUCGCAGAGAGGCAGAGCGCCCCCCCCCUAUACACACUUCUCUCUGUCUCAAUCUCACUCAUCCCCAGCUCCCCCCUCCACCUCUGCCCCCGUGUUCCCCCAGAUGCACCCCCUUGGCCACAGCUCCUCGGUCCCCCCUCCAUCGACGCCCUGGAGCUGGGCCCCCCAGGGCUCCUCCACAGCCACGCCUUUCUUCAGCACCCCCGUCAGCAGUGGGCUGAGGGCCUCCGAUGACCUCAUCAACAGCCGGUGGAGCCAGAUAUUCCCCGGAGCAGCUAUGGAUCCACUCGCCUCCACCAUGGGAGCAGCCUCUGCGUACUCAUCAUACACUCCUGCUAGCGACCAUGGUCGGAGCCUGCGGUCUGUGCAGAAGUCUGUGGAGGUGGACGGCCAGCGGCUGCAGGGCCUGAUCGACGGAAACAAGAGGUGGCUGGAGAUGCGCAAGAAAGACACCAGCAUACCUCUGUUCACUCGCUAUCGGGCUCCUUCCACAAAGAGCAGCCUGGUGCAGCUUGGCCUUGACGAUAACAACCAGAUCAGAGUGUAUCAUUACUGAGGACAUGAGAGGUCAGUGCGGUUGCACUGUGACUGUCCUGAGGACUUUGGAGCGUUAGUAACUGACAGCUCAGCUUUGUGACGUUUACACGCGGGGUGAGUGCGGCGGACAAUUCAGGGAGAAAUAUGUCACUGAGGCCUUAGGACCUUUAUCCUCCACAUGAUAUACGGCUUAAAGCACUUCCAACGCCACGUUUACAGAUUACAGCUCCAUGCCAGACUUGGGCCAAACUGUUUUCAAAUGGUUACGUUUACUUUAAUGUCCAGACAAUGACAAGGAAUCAUUUACUGAACUAUGUAUACUUGUUUUACUGAGACCAUCCCAAACACCAUCCAGUUUAUCUCCAUGUUCUGAACCCAUUUGUCGGACAUAAAACUACAAAGUAGAGCUUUUAGCUGCACACAGGUCAAUAUUCAUUUCAUGUCAGGUUACAUUUGUAUUUAUGACACUCCUUUGAAAGUGACUUCUAAGUGUAUGUUUUAACUAAUUAUUUUAGAUAUGGUUGUUUUAGUAUGUCAGAAGCCAAUCCACUUUUAUUUUACAUUUGUUACUUUCUGUAUGAAUGUAAGAUAGAAACAUAUCUGUUGUGCGUAUUUAUGUGUUGAUAAUGCUGUAUUUUUGUAUAAAAUAUUUUAAUAAAUCUACUUUUAUAUAUA